AUGAAGACCUCUGUCGUUCUUGCCGCUGUUGCGGCUGUCGUCAGCGCUCAGCAAACAACCACCACCGACGUUGCCGACGUCGUCCACACCACACCUACAAUGACCGGCUCUCCCUCCCGCGUCCCCUCCACCUUUCUCAUAUUGACUCGCCGGCAACUCAGCACCUCUGGCGGAAACGGCAGCGUCACCGUCGACUUGCCCUCCACCUUUGAGCAGUCUGAGCUCAACACCCCUCGCCCACGCUCGGAGCCCACCGUUGACGAGAGCGUCCCGUUCCCCUCGACAUUUCAGCAGUUUGAGCCCAAGGGCCACCGUCGCCCUAAGCCAACAUCCACGAGCUCCUGGAGCUCGCGCUGCACAUUCCGUCCCGAGGAUGUGCCCACCGAAUUCGAGCAGUUCCCCGGCACGCACCGCGGGCCGAAGCUGCCCCCCCAGGUGCCGGAUCCCAACUGCGCGCACCCGCCGCACAUGGUAAAUCCGCCGCCAUCGAUUCCGGAUCCUGAGCGUGCGCAUCCACCUCAUAUCACCAUCACGCCUACUGCCGUCGCGGAGGCUCCCGAGCAGUCGAGAGGUGCGUCAACGCAGACGGCAUCGGGUGGAGACAUGUCCAUGGUAGCAGAAUCGGAGAGUUAA
Messenger RNA from Beauveria bassiana ARSEF 2860, 633 nucleotides. RefSeq lists its product as uncharacterized. Lineage: Eukaryota; Fungi; Ascomycota; Sordariomycetes; Hypocreales; Cordycipitaceae. The record is from RefSeq and is a predicted model, not a curated record. Bases 1 to 633 code for a protein of 210 amino acids. The transcript has a single exon.